Coffea arabica (coffee) is the source of this 960-nucleotide messenger RNA. The record is from RefSeq and is a predicted model, not a curated record. Lineage: Eukaryota; Viridiplantae; Streptophyta; Magnoliopsida; Gentianales; Rubiaceae.
UCCACAGAAAUCCAACGUUCCCAUACCAUCUAAAACGGUAUAAAACUGAACCAACCCAAAUGCCCACAAAGUCCAUCUUCAGCUUGCUGGUUUUCUUAUUCAAAAUCAAUCAAACGCCAACAGAUCUCUGAAACCGUAUUCCAGGAGUCAAAGUUUCUGUUCAGUCUUCCACCCCUUAUAUAUAAAGAAAUCAGUUCAUUCCCAUGGAACCCAAAUUAAGGUAUAGUACCAGAAUUUCUUUACUACCAAGAUGAAAACUUGUUGGUUUGUAUUCCACUGUACUAGUUUGUUUCUUCUCCUUGUUCCUCCAUUAUGUAGUUCAGGAGCAGAGGUUGUUACUGUGGAUGUUCAUGCAGCUAAAGUCCUCCUCCAUUCUGGCUACCGCUAUCUUGAUGUCCGGACUGAGGAAGAAUUCGAGAAGGGUCAUGUAGUGGAUGCUUUGAACAUUCCUUAUAUGUUCAUCACCCCUGAAGGUAAGGUGAAGAAUCCCAAGUUUAUGGAGCACGUUCUGUCCGCUUGCAAUAAGGAAGAUCGUCUUGUAGUGGGCUGCCAAAGUGGCGUAAGGUCUGUGUAUGCAACCACUGAUCUUCUUAAUGCUGACUUCAAGAAUGCGUGUAACAUGGGAGGAGGCUAUAUUGAAUGGGUCAAGAAUGGAUUUGCUGUGAAGAAGCCUGAACCUGAUACUGAGCUCUAAUUGAUGCACCCUCUUAUACGGGAAAUCAGAAUGAGGGCUAGUCCAGGACUCCAGAAAAAAAAAUAUUCGUGAUUACUAGACCAAGAUUUGAUGACUUAUCAAAGAGGGAAAAACACACACAGAGACCAAGAUUGGUUGAUUGUGCUUGAUGCAAAUGAAAAGAAAUCGCACGCUUUGAUUGAUCAAUGUUAUGUCAAAUUACAUGUUUGAAGUUUAUAGUAUUCUUCUUAACUUUUGUUAAUAGAAAGCUAAUGAGCUUUGGUCCA